Molecule: messenger RNA, 2447 nt
Organism: Nezara viridula (southern green stink bug)
Lineage: Eukaryota; Metazoa; Arthropoda; Insecta; Hemiptera; Pentatomidae
Source: the annotation of a GenBank genome assembly
GGGGGAUGGAGGUGUGAUGCAGUCAGAGUGUGCUCGCUAUCUAAGUUCUGUUUCUGACCUUUACGUUGGGGACGAAGUGUCAGUACUCCUGGAGGAAAUACGGGAGCUGGAAGGCCCCGGGCCGGGCCCGGAUGAGUUGCAAGAUUUUGAGAUAGCAGGGAGUCAAACAGGUGGUGUAGAUACUCCUGUUGAUGUCACAACUGUUCAUUCUUGGGACUCCCAUGCUCAUUACAAGCAUCAUCUGCCAGGCUCCUCCCCCACCCAUUCAAUAUUUUCUGGUGUUGUUCUGUAUUGUGAUGACUCACAUCUUAAAACUUCAACUGGUAUCAUCCGCCUUCUGCUGGUGGUAUCAUCGGUAGCAUGUUUAGCAUGCUUAUGUUCAUCUGGCACUGUCAGUAUUAAAUUGUUUAUGUUGCCUCAAGCUGCAAGGUUGAGGCUUAUGAUGUUCAGUACUGUCUUCAGUGUUUUGAUAACAUUGCUCUUCCUCUUCUUAGACAUAUCACAUGUUGUCUACCUCUUCCCAUUUAAUUGGGGGAAAUUUAAUGCAAUAGUAUAUUUGGUUUUAAGCUUAUUAUAUCUUUUGAGUUCCUCUUUACUUCUUCACCUGCUCAAUAUGUAUGCAGAAAGAUACCACUGGGUGCCAAAAUGGACGAAUCAGCAACUUCUAGUCACUGGUAUAUUAGGAUAUGUUUGUGCCUUGGAAGCUUUAGUUCUUUGUGUAGUGAGUAAAUGCGAAGGUGGUCAAUAUUCUCCAGUUGAAGAAGACCCAAGUAGCAUGACUUUACAAGAAAGGCAUGGAAUUACCCGAGACUCUCCUACUCCCACUACACUGCCUUCGGGUCAUACUUCAGCCCCCUCGGCUACUGCUCCUCUUUUAUAUGAUGUACAGCCAUGCUCCUCUAAACAUGAUCCCUACCAUUUGAUGGCAUGAUACAUAUAUUAUGAAAUCUUUACGGAGCACUGCCAUUUAUUGACCUAUUGAAUCAGUCACUGCCUGUUUAAAAAAUAAAAGAAAUAAGUUUAUCAUCCUUGCCAUAACUGUAAAUACUUAGAUCAUUGCUCAUUACAGUCAAGUGAGAGAAACAAUUAGUUGGUGAUUACUUUUAAUUUGUUGAUAAAAUAUGUUUUAGUUUAAAAUUAUAUAGUUAGUAAUAUUUAUAACAAAAACUGAAAAAAAAGUUUUCAGUUAGUUACUUUCAAAAUAUUUAAUUUUAUUCUUAACCCAUCAGUGUCCAGAGUUUUUUAUUUUAAAAAAUACCAAACUACCAAAAUGGAAUUUGAUUUUAAAUGAAAAAACAAUUAGUCAUUCUAUACUUAAGUGAUCCCUUUACAGUUUGAAAGAACGCUUAUAUGGCAAUGUUCCUGGUCAGUGAUGGGUUAAGAAAGCAGUUUUUGAAUGUUACCAAUCAUUUAGGUUGGUUCUAAAGUAGUAAUCACUUAGACAACUCUUAAAUUAUACUUUACUUAAUUUUAAAUAAUCUUUUACUUUUCUACGUUACUGCCUCUUUUCUUGUGCUUACUAACUCAUUCACUCAAUACUUUUAUGUAUAAAUAUAUAUAUUAAAUAUAAUGACAUAUCUGUUAUUGUGACGAAUAGUUCCACCAAAUCCACAUUUUUUAUAGCUUUAACGGUAUGUUUUUUAUCAGUUAUAUCAAUUGCGCUUAAAUAAUGUUUCUCUUGCUUUAAACCAAUGUUUUAAAAGGGAAAGGUGAUCCAUUUCCAUUUAGUUUGAUUAUUUACUCAUUAAUUUUAUUAGUUGCUGCUGUUUUCAAAAUGGUAGACAAGUAUCAGCUUAGCUAUAGAAUUGAAAAUAAGUCUCUCUACCAAUUCUUUAUUUCAGAAAAACGGAUGCUUAAUUGAAGAUCUAGUUAAAGGAGCUUCCUUAAAUGUAACUAAAUACCAUUUACCUCCCCAAAAAAAACUUUGAGCUAUUGCUGAAUGAAAAGUUUUCAAAUCAAAAGAAGUCCCAACAUUUCUCUCUCUGAUCCCUGGUUUUGCUGUGAUGAUGCCUCUAUCUAUAGGUAAAAGCAUUGAUUGGUUAUCUAUUAACUGUUACUUCAGAGACAUAAGGCUUUGUGUUGAAAUCUUCCAAUAAUAACCUAAUAUUAAAUUAUUUGAAUCCUAGGUUUCUUCCUGUGCAGGUUCGUAGGACUUAUUGUUUCUACCUACCCACUAGUGUCAUGGGGAUUGCUAGGUUUUGCAUCUGUUAUUUAUAUGGAUAUUUAGUUAUUCUUCUGACAACUAUUUUGUACUCACAAGAUCAAACUGCUGUUCCUAAUUACUUUGGAAAUUAAAACUAGGUAGUAGAUGUUCUAGCAAUCAAAAAUUUAUUCCACAGUUUUUUCUAUAUGUUACCAAUAAGUUAAUUCUGUUCGAUUAUUUAAUCCAUAAUAGUAUCAUCCCUGUAAUAUUUAAUUUUUUUUCUUACCAUAUUUUUAUUUCGCAU